AGGUGUUGCACCACUUAACCCCAGCCACCAGGGAAGGUCAGGAGUGGUGUGUGUGUGGUGUACUGUGCCUGUCUACAGUGCCUGUCUACGGUGCCUGUGUACAGUGUAGUGGGCACCGGUGCACAGUACAGCCCUACACCAGUAGUCAAGACAUAGUACUGAUAUAUUAACAGUACUCCACUAUAAGUGACUCGUUAUCUUGGGUUGAAUUGCAGCAUGAUUAGUGACGACGACGAUGACAUUUUCUGUUACACACCACUGCAGAGAAUUAGGACCCAGAUUUCCUCCACACAGACCUUGAUAAAAAAAGAAAUAAAAUCAAGUCGGCUCUCUUUAUCUCAAAGAGAUAAUACUGUUAAACGGUUCAAAAGUCCAUUGAAAAAAAGUUUAACUAAUGUGAAACCUCGCAAAAGUCAAUUAAAUUUUGAAUCGGAUAACAAGAGCAGUAAAUUGAAUUCUAAAAAUAAUAGUGAUAUUGCUAAAAAGUCGUUUUUAAAUGGAUCAUCGCGAUUUCAAGCAAGCAGUGCAUCUCGUGCAGCACCAGUCAGUCAUAAGAGGAAGAGUGCUGAGAGUGCACUUACGGAAAAUUUAAAUGCGAGAUCGGAGCAGGAAAAACUAGCUGCUGACGUCUGCCCCAUAUGUAUGAUGCCAUGGAAGGACUACAGUGAUACUGGAAAAUCACGAGAUUUUCACACUGACGAGUGUUUGGAAAUUGACUGGUCCCAUAAGACGGAAUGUAAAGAUGGAAUUGACUGUUGCGCAAUUAUUGAAAGUCAUUUUUGGAACUUUACACACCACACUAUGGCUGAAAUGCGGUCUGAACAUCAGCGUACUCUAGCACACAAUCUCUCCACAAACCUCAGAGAGGAAGAACAGGAGAAGCAACAUAAAAAAACUAAAAAGAAUCCCAAGUCCCCCAGUGAUGACUCAGGCUAUGAAGACCUGGCAGUGGCUGGUUCCUCAGGAUUAGGGAAGUUGACUAAUUAUUCAAAAGAAAAACAACAAAAACCUUGUAGUUUUUCUUCACAAAGUGACAGUACUGAAUUGAAUAAUAGUAUACCACUGUUUAACCUUGACUCCGAUGAUGCUUGUGAUGAGUUUACUUCAACUUUUCUUGCAGAGAAAUUGUCUGUAAAGGAGCCGUUAUCUGAUGUAAAGAUUACAACAAAUUUGAAUAAACUUGAGCAAGCUGGUAAAAAAUUCAGUAAACACACUACUUCAAGUAAAAUUUUGAACAAAAAUGAUUCUGCAGGUAAUUUGGCUAAUGAAGAAAUUCCAGAUCUUGAUGUGGAUUCUGUCAUGAAGUCUAAAUGUUGUGAUAAUGAAGAUAAUAUGAAGUCAGCUAUAUUUAGUGAAGUUGCCAGUCAAGGUACAAGGUCUCCUAUCUCAGAUGAUGAUGAUGACUGUGAUACAGAGGUCUUUGACGAAAACCCAACAAGUGAACCCUUUGGGGAAGAUUGUAGAGGAGAGGAAAAUGUGGUUGAUUCUGUUAAAUAUAAUGAUGUAACAGAAGGUCCUGUUGUAACUUCUGCUGACACCUCAAGCCUUCCAUCUAUAUCUCUACUUCAAGAUUGCCACGUUGGUAUUAAUGUAGGCAGGAAUGACACUCCUGAAUUAGAACAAAACUUAAAUAUUGAUCAAAAUGAAUUGCAGAGAAUCACUAAUGGCUCAAAUUCAGACAAAUGUGAACCUUGUUGUUCAAAGACGGGAGUUGAGAAAGAUGGUGAUGAUGAAUUUGAAGUUGACGACGACAUUUUUGUAAGACUGGUAGAUGCAGCAGUGGAGAAGUACCUUAAUAAUAAUAAGGACGAGAGACCACAUUUGAAGACUUCAGUCAAGGAGCAGCGGUGUACUAAGUCAAGUAACAAGUGUCCUGGCAAGCCUUCGUGUCAGCCUUGUAUCCAUCUUCAUUUUCAUCUCAAUAAAAUUCCGGAAAAGUCAUCUAAAAAAGUGGGACAAUCUAGUAUCCUGAACUAUUUUCAGCCUGUUAAAGAAAGUCAAGAUUCUUGCAAGCAGACCACCAACAAAUGUGCAUCACACUGUGGAUCGACAUGCAAGAAGUGUAAACAAACCUGUGGAAAGUCGGGUGCAGAAGGCUGGAAAGAUCUUAUGUCACAGAUGCAAAGAAAAAUAGUUAAGCUUCCCAGUGUAACUGAUAGCUCUGAAUCCACACAAAGAGACGAGGAUAAGAAACCACUAUGGCAACAAAGAAAAUGUCCUUUCUAUAAAUACAUUCCAGAUACAAGUUUUGUUGUGGAUGCCUUUUUUUAUGGUUACCUUGAUGGUGUGAGUGCUUACUUCCUUACACAUUUCCACUAUGAUCAUUAUAGAGGCCUCAAGAAGAGUUUCAGUCGUCCCAUAUAUUGCAGUGAAAUUACAGCCCGGCUAGUGAAAUUGAGGAUUGGUGUAUCUGAUCAGUACAUACACCCUUUGCCUAUGGAGAAGCCGAUGGUGGUGUGUGGCAUUGAGGUGACACUGCUUGAAGCCAACCACUGUCCUGGAGCGGUGAUGUUUCUAUUCAAACUGAGAACUGGCGCUACAGUUCUUCAUGUUGGUGACUUCCGUGCUAACCAAAAGAUGGAAUCAUACCCUUCACUGUGGAACUGUUCUAUUGAUACAUUAUACUUGGAUACUACGUACGUCAACAGUGAUAUUGGUUUGAUCAUGAGCAGGUACUGUAAACCACUCUACGAUUUCCCUAAUCAAGACGAUGUGAUUGAGAAGUGUGUUUCUAUUGCUACUUGCCACAUUAAGAACAACUCAAAAACACUUAUUUUUGUGGGAGCAUAUUCAAUAGGAAAAGAGCGAGUCUUUAAAGCCAUAGCAACAGCUUUGGAUUGCCGUAUUUGGGCAAGUAAUGAUAGGAUAAAGACACUGAGCUGCAUCCAGGAUGAAGAGUUACAAGCCAGGCUUACCUCUGACAAGCUUUGUGCUCAAGUUCAUGUUGUGCCUAUGAGUGACUUGAAACCAAAGAAACUGAUGGAUUACAUAGAGAUGAUGAAGCCCCGUUACACCGUAGGUGUAGCAAUCCGUCCUACUGGCUGGGAACACUCAAGUGGUGAUUUGCUCAACAACCUUUCUUCAAAGCAGUUUGGUAAUAUUUAUAUAUAUGGGAUUCCAUACUCUGAGCACUCAAGUUACAAAGAACUGAAACGCUUUGUACAGUUUAUUCAGCCUAAAAAGAUCAUCCCUACAGUUAACAUUGGGAAUCCCAGUUCCAGAAAUAUGAUGGAGAAAGAAUUCAGCAAGUGGUUGAGUAUGCCUCGCACCAAGAGUAUUGACCAACUGUGGAAGAAAAAGUGAAAGUUAUGCCUAUUUUUUUUAAUCAUUAGUUGCUGUUAUACUAGUAAGUUUAGUUUCAUCUCUUCCAAAGAUCACCCAAGAACAUUUUUCAUUGAAUCUUAAUGUAUAUGUUUUAAUAUUACUUCUUUUUCCCCUAUCUGAAUUUUAUCUGUAAAUAGUUACUGACAUUAUCUUAACAUAUUAAUUAAAAGUACAAUGUACAUACAUGUAGGCCCCCCAUCCUCCCCACCAAUAACCCCUUUUAACUUCCCUCCCCCCACACAAGAGAGAGAUCAUGCCCACUAUCAUUGCUCUACACACCGAUAUUUCUGCUCUUGUUGAAAGAAUGGUUUCAAAUUUUUUUAUCUGUAGGGUAUUCAGUGUAUAUAUUCUCGAUAAGACAGCAAAAUGUCACUUAAAAUCUUGAAAAUAUUAUCUGUUGUAUCCUUUAUCUGUGAUAAUAAUAGUAAUAAUAAUACUGCAAAAAUAAUAAUAAUAAUAAUGUACUUUAAUAAUAAUAAUAAUACUGUUCUGUAAUAAUAACAAAUGCAUUGGUAUAUCAGAUAAUGUCGUAGAAAUGGUGCUAAGUAAUAAGUGUUUUCCUUGUUGGUAAAGUUGAGUAUAUAAAAGAAUAUAUAUUUCCAUUUAUAAAUAUCCAGACAUUAAGUGAAGAAAUAUAGACAACUACAAGAUUUAUGGAUAACAAAAUACAGUACUGAAAUAGCCAAACCAUUAAUUUAGAAACGAGCUAGAACUUCUCUUCCUCUUCUUAGUUACGCCUGGUCCCCAACAGGUGGCAGCACUCUGGGAGCUGCCAGCUCCUUUGCAAUCUUACCCAGACAUCCUGUCGCUGAUGUCUGUGAAUACAGACCUUUCCGAGUCACUGGCUGUAGCGAAUCCACUAUU
Procambarus clarkii (red swamp crayfish) is the source of this 4188-nucleotide messenger RNA. NCBI's taxonomy places the organism in Eukaryota, Metazoa, Arthropoda, Malacostraca, Decapoda, Cambaridae. The record is from RefSeq and is a predicted model, not a curated record.